Molecule: messenger RNA, 744 nt
Organism: Echinostoma caproni
Lineage: Eukaryota; Metazoa; Platyhelminthes; Trematoda; Plagiorchiida; Echinostomatidae
Source: the annotation of a GenBank genome assembly
UUGAUCGCUCUCAGUCGGAUAAGCACUCCGGUUCAACAACACAGUCAUAUCACUUUAGAUUCUAGUACCGAAGCGAAUCCAAUUCAGUCCACGUCAAACUCAACAUCCCAAUUACUUAUUGCCGCUUCAUUGAGUCCUCCACCGGAUCAACAUACUCAGCGUUACAGUUGUCCGGAUUGUGGAAAGAGUUACGCAACCUCAUCCAAUCUGAGCCGACAUAAACAGACCCACCGUAGCCUGGACAGCCAAGCCGCACGAAAAUGCCCCCAUUGCGGUAAAACUUACGUCUCUAUGCCCGCCUUAUCCAUGCAUAUCCUUACACACGAUCUGAAGCAUCGAUGUGAUUUGUGCGGCAAAGCGUUCAGUCGACCGUGGCUUCUACAAGGUCACCGUCGAGCCCACACUGGAGAGAAACCCUACGGAUGUGCCCAUUGUGGUCGAGCGUUCGCCGAUCGAUCCAACCUACGUGCGCAUAUGCAGACACAUUCCGGGAUGAAACAAUACGAAUGUAAACGAUGCCACAAAAACUUCGCACUGAAAUCUUAUUUAAACAAACAUUUGGAAUCUGCAUGUUUAGACAAAUCCGAUUCUGUCGGUACUGAGCACAGUCCCGUAGAAUCUCAUAUGAAUAACGGAUUCGGAACAGUUUUAGAGUGGAAUGCAGCUUCCGUGGAGCCCGCUCAAGAGGUCCGUACCAGUGCACGUACCGUAGCAUGGAGUGUGACACAACUGAUAGAUAAUUGA